AUCUACACGGGACAGCGAGGAAAACACGAGUACAAUCAUCAUUAGGGAGACAAUCCAACCUAUAUAUGUCACUAUGAUAAAAAUGAAAAAAGAAAAUAUAGCCGGAGUAACCAUCUCUUUUUAUUAUUGUUAGUAUUAUUUAUUGUUGAUGAUCUGUAGUAUUAUGAUGUUGAUGGCAUUUCUAUGCCUUUUUCUGUCUAUACAAGCAAGCACACAUCAAGUACCUUCCAAUGAUCCUUUUUACACUCCGCCUGCCAAAUUCGAAAAUAAAAAGCCUGGUACCAUUUUAAAAUUUAGAAUAUUGUCAACCUCUUCUUUUCCUUCCAUUUCUAAUGAAAAUCUCAAAGCUAUUUAUCAAUUCCUUUAUCGUACCAAUGAUGGUCUUGGUAAACCCACUGCUUCUGUAACCACUCUUCUUGUUCCCACCAAUGCUGAUCCUACGAAACUUAUUUCUUAUCAAACGUCUGAAGAUUCCUCUUCCAAAGAUUGUGCUCCUUCUUAUACUUAUCAGCAAAAACCAAAUCCUGGUCCGAUUCCGAUUCCCAAUCCUGAGCCUUUCUUGUUAGAUGACCUUCUUUCUCGUGGUUAUUAUCUCAACAUGGCUGAUUAUGAAGGUCUUCAAGCUAUGUUUGCGGUUGGACUUAUGGCUGGUCAUGCUGUGCUUGACUCUAUACGGGCAGUUCUAAACAGUGGCAAUUUGACUCAAUUACAUCCUGAUGCCAUCGUACAAUUGUGGGGUUAUUCUGCUGGUGCUCAUGCUACAGGAUGGGCUGCUCAAAUUCAACCUUCUUAUGCUUCUGAACUUAAGAUUAUUGGUGCGGCUAUGGGUGGUACUCCUGUGAAUAUGAAUGCGACAACCAAUGUUGUCAACGGUGGUCUUUUUGCUGGCCUGAUUACUUCUGGUAUCCUUGGUAUGAUGCAUCAAUACGAUGACUUGGCUGAUUAUAUUGAUCAAAUCAUUUUACCUGACAAGAAACAAAAAUUUUUGGAAGCUCAACAUCUGUGCAAUCGGGAUGUCCUUUACAAGUAUGCUUUUCAGGACAUUUUUUCCUAUUUCAGUCGACCUGAUUUUUUGGCGGAUCCUGUGGCGGUUAAAGCAAUCAACAGUAACAUCAUAGGUAAAAUGGAUGCUCCUCGGUUUCCUUUGUUUAUGUAUCAUGCCAUCCAUGACGAAAUUGUUCCCAUAGCAUCUGUCAUGGAUCUGUACAACUCUUGGUGUGCCGACAAGUCUAUCAGUCUCCAAUUCGUGGCGGAUGAAGUCUCAGAACAUAUUACCUUGGCUACUACCGGUGCUGCUAAUGCAAUCAACUUUUUAGUGGAUCGAUUCAACAACAAGAAGGCUCCUCCUGGUUGCACAUAUAGAACAACUGCUACUUCAGCUUUGGAUCCUGGUGCACUCCCUCUCUCUAUCAGAUUGAUAUUGGAUGAAUUAAAAACUGUCCUUGGAUGACCCUUUUGAACAAUAGGAUGAUAUGAUGCCUUCGUCACUCAGGUAUAUAUUUAUUGACAGGUUGUCUUGUUUAUUAGUAUUAGUGAUAGUUCUAGUGUUAGUUUGGCUUUAGUGUUAGUGUAGUAUAAUAAAGAAUCUCAAUAAUUCAACCGUUUUAUUUAUCUUGAUGUUGAAAGGAAAACUUAUUCAAUAAUAUCCUGGUUGUCACAUUGU
Halteromyces radiatus is the source of this 1663-nucleotide messenger RNA. RefSeq names its product secretory lipase-domain-containing protein. The transcript is spliced from 3 exons. Gene Ontology annotation, molecular function: triacylglycerol lipase activity. Gene Ontology annotation, biological process: lipid catabolic process. The record is from RefSeq and is a predicted model, not a curated record. Bases 149 to 1450 code for a protein of 433 amino acids. NCBI's taxonomy places the organism in Eukaryota, Fungi, Mucoromycota, Mucoromycetes, Mucorales, Cunninghamellaceae.